CCUAGGCGCAGACGCAUUGAGCCCAAGCAGCCGGUGAUGGCGGCAGCUGCGGUGGUGGCUGCGGCGGGUCCGGGCCCAUGAGGCGACGACGGAGGCGGGACGGUUUUUACCCAGCGCCGGACUUCCGAGACAGGGAAGCUGAGGACAUGGCAGGAGUGUUUGACAUAGACCUGGACCAGCCAGAGGACGCGGGCUCUGAGGAUGAGCUGGAGGAGGGGGGUCAGUUAAAUGAAAGCAUGGACCAUGGGGGAGUUGGACCAUAUGAACUUGGCAUGGAGCAUUGUGAGAAAUUUGAAAUCUCAGAAACUAGUGUGAACAGAGGGCCAGAAAAAAUCAGACCAGAAUGUUUUGAGCUACUUCGAGUACUUGGUAAAGGGGGCUAUGGAAAGGUUUUUCAAGUACGAAAAGUAACAGGAGCAAAUACCGGGAAAAUAUUUGCCAUGAAGGUGCUUAAAAAGGCAAUGAUAGUAAGAAAUGCUAAAGAUACAGCUCAUACAAAAGCAGAACGGAAUAUUCUGGAGGAAGUAAAGCAUCCCUUCAUUGUGGAUUUAAUUUAUGCCUUUCAGACUGGUGGAAAACUCUACCUCAUCCUUGAGUAUCUCAGCGGAGGAGAAUUAUUUAUGCAGUUAGAAAGAGAAGGAAUAUUUAUGGAAGACACAGCCUGCUUUUACUUGGCAGAAAUCUCCAUGGCUUUGGGGCAUUUACAUCAAAAGGGGAUCAUCUACAGAGACCUGAAGCCGGAGAAUAUCAUGCUUAAUCACCAAGGUCAUGUGAAACUAACAGAUUUUGGACUAUGCAAAGAAUCUAUUCAUGACGGAACAGUCACACACACAUUUUGUGGAACAAUAGAAUACAUGGCCCCUGAAAUCUUGAUGAGAAGUGGCCACAAUCGUGCUGUGGAUUGGUGGAGUCUGGGAGCAUUAAUGUAUGACAUGCUGACUGGAGCACCCCCGUUCACUGGGGAGAAUAGAAAGAAAACAAUUGACAAAAUCCUCAAAUGUAAACUCAAUUUGCCUCCCUACCUCACACAAGAAGCCAGAGAUCUGCUUAAAAAGCUGCUGAAAAGAAAUGCUGCUUCUCGUCUUGGAGCUGGUCCUGGGGAUGCUGGAGAAGUUCAAGCUCAUCCAUUCUUCAGACAUAUUAACUGGGAAGAACUGCUGGCUCGGAAGGUAGAGCCCCCCUUUAAACCUCUGUUGCAAUCUGAAGAGGAUGUGAGUCAGUUUGAUUCAAAGUUUACACGUCAGACACCUGUUGACAGCCCAGAUGACUCAACUCUGAGUGAAAGUGCCAACCAGGUCUUUCUGGGUUUUACAUAUGUGGCUCCAUCUGUACUUGAAAGCGUGAAAGAAAAGUUUUCCUUUGAACCAAAAAUCCGGUCACCUCGAAGAUUUAUUGGCAGCCCACGAACACCUGUCAGCCCUGUCAAAUUUUCUCCUGGGGAUUUCUGGGGAAGAGGUGCUUCAGCCAGCACGGCAAAUCCUCAGGCGCCUGUGGAAUACCCAAUGGAAACAAGUGGAAUAGAGCAGAUGGAUGUGACGGUGAGUGGGGAAGCUUCAGCACCACUUCCAAUACGACAGCCGAACUCCGGGCCAUACAAAAAACAAGCUUUUCCCAUGAUCUCCAAACGACCAGAACACCUGCGUAUGAAUCUAUGACAGAGCAAUGCUUUUAAUGAAUUUAAGGCAAAAAAGGUGGGGAGAGGAUGUGUGAGCAUCCCGCAAGGUGAAACAAGAAGACUCAAAAUGACAGUCUCGAAGAGUCAGUGUCAUUACAUAGAACACAUUGGACAGAGGAAAAAUAAACAUGGAUUUUAAAAAAUCAAUCAAUGGUGCAAAAAAACUUAAGUGAAAAUAGUACUGCGGAACUCUUAGGCACAUCAAUUAAUUGAUUCCUAGCAACAUCGUCUCAACCUAUCAAGGAUUUUCAUGUUGAUGGCUCGAAACUGACAGUAUUAAGGGUAGGAUGUUGCUUCUGAAUCACUGUUGAGUUCUGAUUGUGUCGAAGAAGGGUUAUCCUUUCAUUAGGCAAAGUAUGAGUUUGCCUGUAAUACUUGCAACUAAGGACAAAUUAGCAUGCAAGCUUGGUCAAACUUUCCAGCAACAUGGAAUCAAAGACGAAAGAAACUUAACAAUUGAUGUUUUACGUGCAAACAACCUGAAUCUUUUUUUAUAUAAAUAUAUAUUUUUCAAAUAGAUUUUUGAUUCAGCUCAUUAUGGAAAACAUCCCAAACUUUAAAAUGCGAAAUUAUUGGUGUGAAGAAAGCCAGACAACUUCUGUUUCUUCUCUUGGUGAAAUAAUAAAAAUGCAAAUGAAUCAUUGUUAACCACAGCUGUGGCUCGUUUGAGGGAUUGGGGUGGACUUGGGGUUUAUUUUCAGUAACCCAGCUGCAAUACCUGUCUGUAAUACUAGAAAAAAAAAAUCUAUUUAAUCAUUUCUACUUGCAGUACUGUUAUGUGCUAAGCUUAACUGGAAGCCUUGGAAUGGGCAUAAGUUGUAUGUCCUACAUUUCAUCCUUAUCCUGGGCCUGCAUUGCACUGGAAAAAUAUCGCCACCUUAUACCAGUAUUUGGUUCAAGACGUCAAAUGUGUUCAGCCUAUGGCUGAAGAAGGACAGAAGAGAGGAUAAAAUGCAUAUCGAGGGCGGCAAAGUGAGAGAGAGGAGGGAGAUCCAGGGGAAGAGGGUGUUGCCACGGUCCACCCUCUAUGUCUAAUCUCUUUACAGCAAAUUGGUAAGGUUUUAAGUUUCACUUCUUUUUACUGUUUUUGGUGUCUGCCUUCCUUACAUUUUUUCCUCAAUGGUUUUAAAAGGAAAAAAGGUAUUUUUUUUUCCUAUAUUGGGGCUACAUUUUUUGAUUGUAAAAGUAUUUGAUGGCCUUUUGAUGAAUGUCUUCCACAGAAAAUAAGAAAACUCAGUGGCUUAAUUUAGGAAACAUGUUAACAAAACACUAUGUUUUUGAAAAUUGUAACAAAGUCUACAUAAGUGAUUUACAGGUACAAAGAAUAAAAAUAAAGGUAACUUUACCUUUCUUAAAUA
This is a messenger RNA of Balaenoptera musculus (blue whale), 3033 nucleotides long. RefSeq names its product ribosomal protein S6 kinase B1 (gene RPS6KB1). The coding region runs from base 78 to 1655 and encodes 525 amino acids. The transcript has 15 exons. The record is from RefSeq and is a predicted model, not a curated record. Gene Ontology annotation, molecular function: protein serine/threonine kinase activity; ATP binding. Lineage: Eukaryota; Metazoa; Chordata; Mammalia; Artiodactyla; Balaenopteridae. Gene Ontology annotation, biological process: signal transduction; cellular response to insulin stimulus; protein phosphorylation.